AUGACCUCUUCUGAGGGGGUGGUAACCACCAAUCAAAUAAAGGAAAAUAAAUAUUCUUGGACUCCUUGGAAUUUCUAUAAUUUUGAACAGAACUCAGUGACAAAUGGUGAAACCACUCACAAUUCUGAAAUUAACAGUUGUUUCUUAGACAAUAAGUGUGAAACUGUGAUUGGUGAAGGAAAUGGUAAAACAGAGAAUGUUGAAGAUGACCUAAACUUUUUAGAACACCUCUUCGUACAGCCAGAGACACAGGUUCUGGAUACCCAGCACCCUUUACCAACAGAACAAGGCUGUACGCCACAGUGGAGCUCAGCAGCAGAGUUCCAGUGGAAUACACCAGUUCACAACAAUGGCUCAAUAAAUACCAGCAUGGAGGUCACUUCUGGCUAUGGUGAAACAGAAGGAAUGCAGCAGCUCUACACAUGUCCUACUGCAUAUUUACCUGAUGUUUAUUGAAAAAGAAACAGAGAGUGUUAUCAGACAGAAGUUUAAUGGUCAUUUACAAUAAUACUCUAACGGAUGUGAAUAACAGACCAACCAACAACCAGCAGUUGUAAACAUCUGUAGUUGAA
Molecule: messenger RNA, 572 nt
Organism: Schistocerca gregaria
Lineage: Eukaryota; Metazoa; Arthropoda; Insecta; Orthoptera; Acrididae
Exons: 2
Coding region: 1-456 (151 amino acids)
Source: RefSeq, a predicted model, not a curated record